Mangifera indica (mango) is the source of this 2002-nucleotide messenger RNA. RefSeq names its product L-type lectin-domain containing receptor kinase IX.1-like. Gene Ontology annotation, cellular component: plasma membrane; extracellular region. Gene Ontology annotation, molecular function: protein kinase activity; ATP binding. Gene Ontology annotation, biological process: protein phosphorylation. Lineage: Eukaryota; Viridiplantae; Streptophyta; Magnoliopsida; Sapindales; Anacardiaceae. The transcript has a single exon. The record is from RefSeq and is a predicted model, not a curated record. The coding region runs from base 1 to 1809 and encodes 602 amino acids.
AUGUUGUCUGAAAUUUCAUUUGGAUUUAUUUAUCUUGUCCGUUUAGCUCUCAUCCCUCUCAGUAACUAUGCCCAAGACUCACCUCAAGAUUAUGUAAAUGCUCAUAAUGGGGUUCGUUCUGAGGUGGGUGUUGCUCCUAUAACUUGGAAUGACACUGUAGCGGCCUAUGCAAGAAACUAUGCUUACCAGAGGAUAGAGGAUUGCACUGCUGAGUAUUCAGACGGGCCUUAUGGUGAGAACCUUGCUAAUUGGAGUGGUUCAGGUAACUUAUCGGGCAAAGAUAUUAUAAAUAUGUGGGCUUCUGAAAGAUUUUUCUAUGAUUAUGAUUCUAAUAGCUGUACAAGAACCAAGUGUGACAAUAGUUCUCACAUGUAUAUAAUGCCCUGUAGAAAAGGCAAUUGUGGGAAUUAUACUCAGAUUGUAUGGCAAGAUUCGCACCAUCUUGGAUGCGCUAAAGCUACUUGCAAAGAUGGGGGGCACGUCUUUUAUUGCAACUAUGACCCUCCUGGAAAUCUAGCCGGUCAGCGCCCUUAUGAUAACAAUCCACCGGCUGCUCGACCUGCUCCUGUACCUGAAGCUGAAGCACCUCAGCCGGAUUCGCCAUCACGUUCUAUUUCUCCUAAUCCUCAAGCACUGACACCAAACUCUCCUUCUGUACCACCCCACAACACUGAAGACGAAACAUUGAUUGUAAUUUUAAUUGUUGUAGCAAGUGUCGUCAUUGUUGGCCUAGUUGUUAUUUGGAUUAUUUUAAGAUGGAAAAGGAAGCUGCAUAAAAAGGAACAUGUCUUUGUUGUGUCAUUCGGUGAUGAAUUUGAAGAUGGAACGGGACCUAAGAAAUUUUCCUACCGUGAAUUAGCUGAUGCAACGAAUAACUUCGGGGAGAAACUGAAGCUUGGUGAAGGUGGGUUUGGGAUGGUCUAUAAAGGUUUCUUAAAGAACAUGAAUAUCUUUGUUGCCGUUAAGAAGAUUUCAAGACAAUCUAAACAAGGGAGCAAGGAGUAUAAAACAGAGGUAAAUAUAAUUAGCCGAUUGAGACACAGAAAUACGGUUAAGCUUAUAGGUUGGUCGCAUGAAAAAGAAUUGAUUCUCGUUUAUGAGUUCAUGCCUAAUGGCAGUCUAGAUUCUCAUCUCUUCAAAGGAAAAAGUGUGCUACCAUGGAUGGUAAGAUACAAAAUUGUACAAGAUGUAGCUUCAGCUUUGCUAUACCUACACGAAGAAGGGGAUCACUGCGUAUUGCAUAGAGAUAUUAAAUCAAGUAACAUUAUGUUAGAUUCAGAUUUUAAAGCUAAACUUGGAGAUUUCGGAUUAGCUCGACUUGUUGAGCACGCAAAAGGGUCAAAAACCACUGGUUUUGCAGGAACAGUGGGUUACAUGGCUCCUGAAUGUCUCACAGCAUUAAGCACGGCUAGUAAGCAGUCGGACAUUUAUAGCUUUGGAGUAGUUGUGUUGGAAGUUGCUUGUGGAAGAAGAUCAAUAGAGCACAACUGUGAGGAGGAUCAAAUUUCACUGGUUCCUUGGGUUUGGGAGUCAUAUGGAAAUAGAAGGAUUCUUGAUAACGCUGACAGCAAAUUGUGCAUGAAUUUUCAUCCGGAACAAAUGGAAUGUUUGAUGAUUGUUGGGCUCUGGUGCGCACACCCAGAUCGUAAUCUGAGGCCAUCUGUAAGACAAGUUAUACAAGUUCUUAAUUUUGAGUUACCAUUGCCCGAACUUCCAACUAAGAUGCCCGUCCCCAGGUAUGAUAUGCCUACUGCUCCAAUUGCAAGUUCAAGUAAUCAGCCCUCCCAGUCUCUAACUAUUCUUCGUUGAUCUAUAUAGACUAUCUUUCGACUUAAUUUUAUGAAGUGCUAUGUAUAUUUUAGCACGGGAGUUUGAUGUCUAACGACAUAAUUAUUUACCUCUCCAAAAUUGCAGCCAGUGGUUUCAUUAAGUAUAGAUACCAUGGAUACGCAAUCAAUUAAUAAGAUAAACUCUCAACAAAUUUGCCAAACGUUACUUUUAA